AUGUCAUACGCCAUGACACACCAGCCCCCGUCUAUCUCCGAGUCCGAUCGGCAACGGACAUCCUAUCCCCUGCCGAAGGAUUUGCCCGACCGCCCCCGCGCUUUCAAACGCCUCGCGGACGAGCGUCACCCACGCCUCCGACGCGCGCUGCCCGAAGCCGUAUUCAACCAACUCAGUCGAGAACGCGAAGCAGGCGCUCCACACCAGUACACCACCACCGAGCUCCGCGCUGUCGUCAGGCACGUCUCCACGCUCCCGCCUCCUUCCACAGCACUCCCGACCAUCGACUGGGACGCUGUCGAACAAGCCAAGCUCGCGGCCCACGACGACCGCCAACACUUCCAGGCACAACGCAACCAAGCUCGCGUUAGGCAAAAUGCGCACGCUAGCGCCUCUUCCAGCCGCCCCUUAGCGGAUCGCCUCUCCGCCGCCCCUACCUACACUCCCAUCGCCCCGAAACCCGUCACUAUCGACUUCUCCCGUUAUACGGCUGCCGACCUCGUCCGCAUCUUCACGCCCAAGUUCGCAGCCACUCUCAAGCGCUUCAACGUGCUCGAGACGCUCGACUGCCCCGACGUCCUCACCAAAGACAUCAGCGCCGUCUUCAAGCUCCGCGAUCGUCUCGCACACCUCGACCGCACGCUCAAGGACGUCUCGCGCGUCAUUAGUAUCGAAGAGUGGAACCGUUGGGACUCAGGCUUAAAGCAGAUCGGAGGGAUCUCAUUCAAAGGACUGCGGCGUAACCGAGUCCAGAUUUUCAAAGCACUUCGUGCGGUUUGGGUAAACGGCUAUUUCGAUUAG
Messenger RNA from Phanerochaete carnosa HHB-10118-sp, 801 nucleotides. RefSeq lists its product as uncharacterized. The record is from RefSeq and is a predicted model, not a curated record. The transcript is spliced from 2 exons. NCBI's taxonomy places the organism in Eukaryota, Fungi, Basidiomycota, Agaricomycetes, Polyporales, Phanerochaetaceae. Bases 1 to 801 code for a protein of 266 amino acids.